UGCUCAAUCUUUCCGAGUUUAGUCCGACUGCGGUGCUUAACAAGCAAACAUGUCGAACUGUGGCAAUUCGUGUCAAAGUUUGAAACAAUAUCUCAAGUGCUACACGAAUUCCCGCAAAAUUUCACUGUUUCUUAGUUUUUAGCGAUUGAACGUCCAAAAUAUUUAUGUGUGCAAAGUACCGUAACCUAAAUUAUCCAACCGUUACCAGUUUCAAGCGCCUUUGGAACUUUUGGGUGUGUUGAGAAACCAAUAACACUAUGCGGAUAACGUGUCCUGUGUUAAGUUCAGUGUAGAUUUUCAUCUGGAUUAAAUCAACUGUUAUCUAGUCAAGUUCUUUUCAGUUCCAUCCUCAUGUCGUGUGAUUGUGAAAAAUGUUUGUGACUAGUGCUGAAGUAGGUUUUUUAUGGCUGUGAUGUCGUAAUAUCAAAAACAGAUCAAAAGGACAUCUGUUUGGUUUAGUUUAGUAUUUUGUGCCAUGGCGUCCAAUUUUCUGAUGCCGGUGAAAAGUGAUGAAGAAAUUCUGCAAAACUCUAUGCUUGAGGAUGAUCCCAACGCCAAUUCUUCGGCAACAGCUGAAGAAACUUUGAGACCACGCUGGGGCCCUAAUCACAAAGGAGCGCAAGAACUUGCAAAUCUUUAUAGCAGAGGGAAGAGAAUCCAAGAAUGUGUGAGUGUGAGUGUGUGCCUGACGCUUAUUGUGAUCAACAGCCUGUUCAUGCUGUACCACAUCCGACUGACCAACAUCAGCACAGUGCUCAUGUCGGCGUUCUGCGGCAUAGUGUCGGCCGACUUCGGCUCAGGCCUUGUGCAUUGGAUGGCCGACACCUGGGGGACCAUCGAUAUCCCUGUCAUAGGUAAAAACUAUCUGCGGCCAUUCAGGGAGCACCACAUUGAUCCGACGUCGAUAACAAGGCACGACUUUGUGGAGACGAAUGGCGACAACUUCAUGGUGACCAUUCCGUUCCUCGCACAGAUGACCUACGUGUUCAUAACGUCGUCCAAUCAGCAGAUACAGGACAGCUUCAGUUGGAAGUGCUACAUUUUUCUGCUGUGCAUUUUUGUGGCGCUAACGAAUCAGAUCCACAAAUGGUCGCACACCUACUUCGGGCUGCCGAAAUGGGUGGUGUGGCUGCAAGAGCACCACAUCAUCCUGCCGCGACGUCACCACAGGUAUCACCACGUGGCGCCUCACGAGACCUACUAUUGCAUCACCACUGGCUGGCUCAACUGGCCACUGGAGGCCAUCCGCUUCUGGCCGUGUCUCGAGCGGAUCAUCACCGCCGCUACCGGAUGUCUGCCGCGUGACGACGACCUCAAGUGGGCGCAGAAGCGGACGUGACUCGGCUCAUGUGAAACGUCUCAUGCUAAAGCUAGGAGAAUAUAUUCGUUCAUACGAAUAUACUCAUUCAAACGACUGAAUCGUCAUUAUUAUCUAUCAUCGCUGUACAUCUGUCUGUGUACUUUCCAGCUCGUCGCAUAGAACAAUCGAUAUCGAUAUUCCGAUUGAAUUUAAUACUCGGUUCAGACUUGCCUCUUAAUUUACAUCUUGGAAGGUCUCAUGUUAUAACGUAGGUCUAUAACGUAAGUAUCAUUUUAUAUAUAAGAGAAUAUAUUCAUUCACACGACUGAAUCGUCAUUAUUUCUUAUUGAAUGUUUGGGGUGACACCUACGGUUUGUGUAAUUUCCAGCUCUUGGCAUAGAACAAUCGGUACACCGUUUUAAGAUAAUACUUGAAUACUUGGUUUAGACUUGCUCUCUUAAUUUGCAUCUUGAAACGGGAGGUCUCAUGUUCUAAGAGAAUAAUUCAUUCACACGACUGAAUCCUUAUUAUUAUUUAGCAUCGCGGUGCAUCUACGGUUUGUGUACUUUUCAGCUCUUGGCAUAGAACAAUCGGUUUUCCAAUUACAGCUAAUACUCGAUUCAGAUUUUCCCUCUUAAUUUAGAUCUUAGAGGUCUCAUGUUAUAACUCACACGACUGAAUCGUCAUUAUUACUUGUUGGGUGCCUGGGAAGACACCUACGAUUUGUGUACUUCCCAGUCCGUCGCAUAGAAAAGUCGGGGUUCAGAUUCGAAACUAAAGCUUGGUCUAGACUUGACCUCUUGCUUCACAUCUUUGAAUGAAUUUUAUAUGCUUUCAGGUGCUAUUAAAAUGUUAAUCCGACUGAAUUGUCCUUUUUUCUUAUUGGCUGCAUGGGGAGACACUUGCUAUUAGAGUACUUAGCAUAUAAUCAGUUUCUUACUUGAAAGCUCGGUCCAGAUCUGACCUCUUAUAUGGCACACAAAUGCCUACCCAAUGAAAAUGUUUAUACCAGUGAUAUGUUCUUAUUUUUCCAUUUGUUGCAUUAGGACUCAUUUAGUAUUUGUGUAUUUUCCAGCUCUUGGCAUAGAAUAAUCAGUUUUCUGAUUCGAAAGCUCAGAACAGAUCUGACCUGUAUUUAACCGGUGUUAAAUCAUGUACUUGUAUUUUCCGUUUUGGAGUAGAUCAAUCAUUUCUCAUCCCAAACUGAAGCUCAGUUCAGAUAAGAGUUCUUGCUUUACUUAUGUGCUACUUCGUCAAGUGGUAUCAGACGCCUUUAAAUCGUUAACACAACUUAAUUGUGCUUAUUUCUCAUUUAUGGAGUUGUAGAACGUUGCGUGUGAACCGUGGACUCCGUAAGCCAGAUUAAUGACGACUAUCCGCAACAUCUUUCUGAAACCGUUCCACUGUCACAAGUCACGUUACAAGUAAAGUUUGGUCCAUGCUUUUAACUAUCAUAAAAGAGGUAAAUUGGUACUUUCAUACGUUUUAUGGACUAUAUUCAAUAUCUUGGCUGAUUUUUUUAAACUGUCAUGUAAGAGGUCAGGACUGAAGCUGUUUAAUCUACUGGAGUCUUGUGCUUUGUGAAUCGAUCAUAUUUUUAUAUUGACCAACUUAAAUUAAUUUGUAUUUCGAACGCUCCAAUUAUCGAUCCUCUAACAACCUAUUGAUGGAUCAAUAUUAUAUUUGAAGAAUUGGAAACAAACCACAUUACUGUCAAUCAAUAAUGCCAAUCGGAACUAUUGAAAUCUAAUUAUGUUUACUGCAUGUAUUGCAUUUGGAUCAUUCUUGUAAGGUUAUGUUGUUUGACACAUCAUCAAAUCGCAAAACUACAGAACUGAUUUUCUUGAAAUUUUACUAAUGAUUCUGAAUCCACUGAGGUGGGUGGUUAAAGGCCAGUUCACGGUUUUUUGAUAAAUCAAUUUUUAUUUUAAUGGUUAAAACGAAUCCGUUCAAUUUGUUCUAAAAUCCAAACCACGCUGGAAAAUUAUCACUUUGUGAAAGUGAAGACCCGACCUUUUUUUCGAAUUUUAUUUCUUUACUUAUUCCAAUCACGUAAUUUUGUGUUUCAUUUCAUGUAAAUCCGGGAGUGAAUUAUCUCAAGGUUAACCUUAUACCUCUUCCCCCAAUUUUAUAUGUAUAUUUAUCUUUUCUAUGUAUAUUGAUAUUUUUUUAAAUGAAGAAUAAAGAAAAGAAGAUGAGUUAGGAGACGGCACCUGUGACCACUUGAGGAGCCGACUCCACUGUAUAUAAUUUAUUAUGAGUUUGAAAAUCGCUUUCCCGUGGUUCGGAGCCCACCUGAAAUUGUAGAUCCACUUUUCAUCGUCAUCAUCCUUCUCGUUCCCACGCACUAGCCUGUUGCUCAUGUGAACAUCACCCUCAGCAAGACUUUUUCGGAACGGUCCAGUAACAACUACCGGUACUUAACUUGAUAUAGAAUUGAUGAAUAUGAAUAUAGUUUUAAUUUCUUAACAUAAUAAUAACACAAUUAUUUCAAAUAUAUAGUGAAAACUACAAACAAUAAAAAGACAUCCAGUUUAAUUCAAAUUCCAUAAUUUUCCAUUCUUCAUUAAAUUACUUUCGUGUUUGGAGUAGGAAUCACAGAUGUUAAAGAACAAAUUUAAAUUUUCCCCGCAAAGACCUUAUCUAUCUGGUAUCUACAGUUUGCACAUCUAGCAAAACUUUCUC
Messenger RNA from Nilaparvata lugens (brown planthopper), 3985 nucleotides. It is a transcript of the gene Kua, whose product is annotated as plasmanylethanolamine desaturase. The record is from RefSeq and is a predicted model, not a curated record. The transcript has 4 exons. The coding region runs from base 476 to 1339 and encodes 287 amino acids. Gene Ontology annotation, molecular function: oxidoreductase activity. Lineage: Eukaryota; Metazoa; Arthropoda; Insecta; Hemiptera; Delphacidae.